Molecule: messenger RNA, 2478 nt
Organism: Micropterus dolomieu (smallmouth bass)
Lineage: Eukaryota; Metazoa; Chordata; Actinopteri; Centrarchiformes; Centrarchidae
Product: beta-galactoside alpha-2,6-sialyltransferase 2-like
Exons: 6
Coding region: 1-1341 (446 amino acids)
Source: RefSeq, a predicted model, not a curated record
AUGCGGACCAGUGUGAGCAUCAAUGCAAAUGUUUGUGGUUAUUUUGCCUUCAUGAGAUGUGGAUACGAGAAAAAAGGCCAGCAACAGUGUAACGGACAACACAGCUCCUCCGCCCCGCGCAGUGUCUCCUUGUGCACGGAGAGACCAGCUAACCGAGCCCGCGUGCUCGCUGUGCAACAAGGCGAACAGGAGGAAAAAUGGACCGCCGGGCAGCAGCAGCAUCCAGCGAGGACCGACACAGAUUUUAAGGGUCCUGUUAUAUGCUGGAGGACACAUGGAUAUGAAGAAAUAGAAGCAUCAGUUGAGGCCCUCCAGCUGACCUCUGGGCUAAGUCCUGUCUGUGGGGCUUUGUUGUUGGUGGGCCAGCUGAACUGGCGUGUAUGUGAGUUAGAGCACCCAGACACCCGUCGCCUGGCCUCUAUACAAGCCCCUAAUCAACAGCAUGCCAACCUGGGCCUCCGACCUGAACUGGCUUCCCCCUUAACUACAACCUACCCCAGAGUUGAGCUGGAGCCUUCUGCCAGCUCCACCACCCCAGAGCCCAGCCUGGACAUGAGCCUCAGCCCCAACAGUGCUCCCUACGCCAUUUAUGUUAGCCAGGAGGCCAGCCACCAGGACUACCUGGACCAACAGAGCCUGGCUGCCUGGUCCUCCUUUGGUACAGAAAAUGUGGGUUCUCACUCAGACCCUGUAGUCCAGAGUCGAGAGAGAACUUCCCAGAUCACAGAGGACCAGAACCAUGUCAGCACCACACGCUAUCACGGUGGGGAAGAGGAAGACGAUGAUAGGGAAAAUGAAGAACUAGGAAACAGAAUGAGGACUACAGCAGACAGGAGAGCUGGUGAUGACUCCUCUGAUCUGGAGCAAUAUUACUUCUCCAAGUCGUUGUCUGUGGUGCAGCGGCUGUGGCAGGGCCGUGUGUCUGCCAGCAUGCUGAGUCCUCGGCUGCAGCGAGCCAUGAAGGACUACAUGAGUGCCAACAAACACCACGUUUCCUACAAGGGGCAUCGCAGGGUCGCCCGCAGUGCUAAGGAGCUGCUUUGUCAAAUUAAAGCCCAGGCACAGCUAAGCACAGUGGAUGGGUCGGAGAAGCCCUUCUCCUCACUCGGUUGGGCUGGUCUUGUGCCGUCGCUUCCUCUGGAGCAACUGUUUAGGCAGCAGGACCAGAGCAGCUUCAAGAAUUGUGCGGUGGUCACCUCGGCUGGUGCCAUCCUGCGUUCAGGCCUGGGCAAAGAGAUUGACUGUGCCUCAACAGGAAAUCAAACUGCACUCUCAUCCUGCUGUCCCUCCCAAAAGGCAGCACUGCAUCAAACUCCAACAUUAUGCAGCUUUGAAUUAUGACAAAUCACCGAAAGAAAUGUGAAAAUCAGACUCUUAUGUCACUGACAGUUUGACUGACAUUUAGAUCGUCUGGUUUGAUUUAAUCAAACAUUUUGUAAUGUAUGGCUGCCAUCAUGUGGAAAACAGGAUAAACUGCAUCCCCAGUACAACCUAGGAUGGAGAAAAUAACAGGAACACAUUACAGCAUUAUUCAACUAAAUGCACUGCAACAGAUAUUUUCUUUGUGAAGUUUAUAGUGUUUGUUAAUACUAUAAGGUUUUGAGUCAACACUCUGGGAAUUUAUUGGGAUCAUAGUUUGUGGUACUUAGUAAAUAUCCUGUUAGGGAUCCCUCAGUCUGUGGUGGUGAUACUCAGAUAUAAAUGGUUAAAAGCAGCACACAGACUUCACCAAUUUUUUCACUGGGAGUGCUGUGAAAGCAAUUUGAUGAGAAAAGGAUUACUGUCAAAACAGUAAAACCUUUCUAGAUCUGAAGAAUGGUCUCAUCUAACUGCCAGAUAGAAAAAUGUACAUUAGGCUGCAUCUUAAGUCACUAUCAACUGAUCUGUCUAUUUGGUUUUUGACAAAUUGUUUUAUUGUUCAGUAUGCAACAUGUCAGAAAAUAGUGAAUAAUACUCAAACACAAGGUGACACCGUGUAUUAAUUUGUCCAAAUUCUUGUCUGGAAAAUGGCUUGAAUGGUUACUUAAGGACUGACCAUCUGCUGAUGUUGGAGGACUCUCAGGCAUAACAUGGAUUAACAGGUUGGUAAUGUAAUUGAAACAAUACCAGUUAAUACCCUUUUUCUAUUCUUUUUUUAAAGUGAGCAGUUUAUAACCUAACAUGAAGCCAAUGCAAGGUACCCUGCAGAGAGGAAAUGUGUAAUAACUGGAGCAUUAGUGCAUUAUAGUAGUUGUGAAAAAGUAUUAGCAUAUGACAAAAGUGACCUAUUUUACAAACAUUUUAAGAUGGACAAUGCAUGACAAGACUGGCUACCUCUCCCAGGUUUAAUUUAUCAGGUAUUUACAAUUAAAGAAAUACAAUAUUUACUUUAGCCUUAGCAAUUAAUAUUAACAACUCUCAGCUUUUAAACAUGCUGAUCUGUCUGUAAUGCAGUAAAAACAAAGUCACCUGGUCUUCGUCAUAAACACUAAAAGACAG